Durio zibethinus is the source of this 2492-nucleotide messenger RNA. RefSeq names its product glycosyltransferase BC10-like. Gene Ontology annotation, cellular component: membrane. Gene Ontology annotation, molecular function: glycosyltransferase activity. The record is from RefSeq and is a predicted model, not a curated record. Lineage: Eukaryota; Viridiplantae; Streptophyta; Magnoliopsida; Malvales; Malvaceae.
GAUAUACUGAAUUCUUCUUCUUAUUCCUUUUACCAAACAUAUAAAAAUAACGUGAUAGAAAAAAAAUUAGACUUUAAAAGGGUUUAAUUGACAAGGCAUUGAAUCUUGGCUGAGUUGGUGGGAAGCAACACGCGCUUGCACUGCGGCUAGGCAUUGACAGUUGAUCCUGCAAGCAGCAUUAAACAAAAACGAUAAGCAAUUAAUUAAAUUAAAUCGCCGGCUUUGUUUUGCAUUUGGAACAAUGCCAAUCAGCUAAAAUAACAACCCGCCUGCUCUGCUUCUUCAAACCCCCGCUGUCCCUCCCUCUCCCUCUUUCACAAAUAACUAUACAAAAACCAAAACCAAAGCCAAAUAAUUAAGAACUAAACACAUAAACGAAUCCUCCAAAGAAUCAAAAACCCAUUUUACAGAGAUUAAUCUUUUUUUUUUGCAAGUACACACAAUACAAAUCUCUUUUCUCUGUUUCAUGUUUCAUGCUAUGCCUGCCCGCCCUAGAUCUUAUUGUCUUUUUGAUUUUUGGAUCUUUGAAAUCCGGAGAUUUUAAUUUCUCUUUCAUUUUCUUCAAUCAGCUCCAUUCCUCAGAUCACAUUACAUUGAUUGAUUGAAGAAUCUGUGGUUGGUUGUUGAAUACUAACUCCUUUCUUUGAGGAAAAGAAAAACUGGAAUCAGAAGAGAAUCACAUGAAUAUAAAGCUGUGGUGUUUGUAGUAGAUGAAGGGAGCUCAGGCGUGGCGACUAGGCAGCAUGGUUGAUAUGCAGAUCUUGCCUGGGUCUCGCCACCGCCCUCCUUUGAAGAGGCCGAUAUGGAUUAUUUUCUUUGUUUCGUUGGUCAGCCUUUUUCUAGUGUGUGCUUAUAUCUAUCCACCGCAUGACAAUGGUGCUUGUUACGUAUUUUCUUCUAGAGGUUGCAAGGCCCUUAGUGUUUGGCUUCCUUCUACUCCUGCGAGGGAAUUAACUGAUGAGGAGAUUGCAUCGCAGGUUGUGUUUACAAAUAUUUUGAAUACACCUCCUGUACAAUCUAAAAAUUCUAAAAUUGCAUUCCUGUUCUUAACUCCAAGUUCACUACCUUUUGAGAAGCUUUGGGAUAUGUUCUUCCAUGGGCAUGAGGGAAAAUUUUCUGUUUAUGUCCAUGCAUCAAAAGAAAAACCAGUGCAUGUGAGCCGUUACUUCCUUAACCGGGAAAUUCACAGUGGUGAGGUUGUAUGGGGAAAAAUUUCUAUGGUUGAUGCUGAGAGACGAUUAUUGGCACAUGCUCUAAAAGAUCCUGAUAACCAACAUUUUGUGUUACUUUCUGAGAGCUGUGUUCCGUUGCAUAAUUUUGAUUAUGUCUACAACUAUCUGAUGCAUGCUAAUAUGAGUUUUGUUGACUGCUUUGGGGAUCCUGGACCGCAUGGAAAUGGCAGGUAUUCAGAGCAUAUGCUACCUGAAGUAGCAAAGAAAGACUUCAGAAAGGGUGCGCAGUGGUUCUCAAUGAGGCGGCAGCAUGCUCUGAUAGUUAUAGCUGACAGUCUUUACUACUCGAAGUUCCGGGAUUACUGCAAGCCAGGUUUGGAUGGCAAAAAUUGCAUUGCUGAUGAGCAUUACUUGCCAACCUUUUUCCAUAUGAUUGAUCCUGGUGGUAUUGCAAACUGGUCAGUAACACAUGUUGACUGGUCUGAAAGAAAGUGGCAUCCUAAAUCAUAUAGGGCUCAGGAUGUUACAGAUGAGCUUUUGAAGAAUAUUACGUCGAUUGACUUGACUGUUCAUGUAACAAGUGAUGAAAAGAGUGAAGAGCAGGUACAACCUUGCCUAUGGAAUGGUAUCAGACGACCAUGUUACCUUUUUGCAAGGAAAUUCUAUCCAGAAACCCUAGAUAAAUUGAUGAUGCUCCUCGAUUUUUGACUGUGAAUUCUUUGGUCGGAUUGAUUGACAGUCUUUUCUUGAUCCCUUCACUUCGUCUCGGUUUCGCAUUUAGAUUAUACAUUUGUAAAUGGCCAUGUUUCCCAACCACAAUUCUUGAGUGAAAGGGCAGCUGGGAGAGCAGUUAGGAUGAUUUGAAUGAGGCUGGAGGCGAAUAUCUUGUCCAUUUUUCCCCCCAUUUGUGCCAUUGAUACAUUAUAUUAUAUAUGUGAAAGAUUAUUGGGGGGUUCAUUUUUUGUAAAAGUUAAACAAGACUGAAAUUAUGCAACUCUUUUCUGGAAAUAUAGCUUAAUUUUUAAAUCCGAUUUAAGUUGAGAGCCCACUCUACUGUACAUAGUUAUUUUCUUUAGCAGUUCCUUGCCCUGGUAAAAAAAACUAUGCACUGCUCACUGAUGCUGAAGGAUACUUUUUCCCCAACCCCAGACAUGAAUUAUUUUUGUUCAAUAUGUGAUUUGAAAUACACACAGCCACUUUUUUCACUGUUCAGUCUCUCAAGGUGUCAGCAAUUUUGUUCUAGUCUUCGCCAUUGGUGAUUUCAAAGAGCUACGGAGUCUCCCAUUUGCUCUUGCAAUAAUAUGAUUAAAUGGUUUCAGA